Suillus bovinus is the source of this 832-nucleotide messenger RNA. Its product is annotated as SDHD, membrane anchor subunit of succinate dehydrogenase. Gene Ontology annotation, cellular component: mitochondrial envelope; membrane. Bases 144 to 647 code for a protein of 167 amino acids. Gene Ontology annotation, biological process: mitochondrial electron transport, succinate to ubiquinone; tricarboxylic acid cycle. Gene Ontology annotation, molecular function: ubiquinone binding; heme binding. The record is from RefSeq and is a predicted model, not a curated record. Lineage: Eukaryota; Fungi; Basidiomycota; Agaricomycetes; Boletales; Suillaceae. The transcript is spliced from 5 exons.
UCGAACUACCUCGGAUAUAACCGGAAGCAUGUGAUUGGUUAGCGGCUUUAUUUCCAACGCUCAUUCGCGCCCUGCAGUACGCACGGUGCACACGACUUUUCUCGCACUACUUUCUUCAGUGUCGUUGACACCGCCAACGACGAAUGGCUUCGUCUAUGAUCCUUCGCUCUACGCUGCCCAGAACCUUUGCUUCCGCAAAUGGACGUAAUUUCCUGCGAUCCGCGUUGCAAGUGAGAGCGACAAGCUCGACUACGCAAUAUGUACCGGGCGGACCUAUCUUGAAGGGCACGGUCAACGACCCUACGGAGUUCCCCCCUCCAUCAAGAACGCAUGGCUCAUAUCACUGGGCAUUUGAGCGCCUUCUUGCUGCCUCCCUUGUUCCCAUGACCACAGCCGCUUUUGUGACCUCUGGGUCAUCUUACCCCGUCCUCGACGGACUGCUUGGUCUCAGCUUGGUGAUGCACUCUCAUAUCGGGUUUGACUCGAUGAUUGUGGACUAUGUACACAAACGCAAAUUCCCUGUCCUUGGCCCUAUCAUGACCUGGACACUGAGAUCGGCCACGGUCGGCGUGCUCGUCGGCGUCUAUCAGUUCAACACAAAUGACAUUGGCUUGACGGAGUUGAUUACAAAGGUCUGGACAGCAUAAGAGUAGACUUCGCGCUACGACAUACUGCCAGAGUGUUCAGAAGACGAUAAAGAACACGAAAAUACUGAGAGUAGUAAAACAUUUUCAAUAUUUUAAGUGGUGACUAGUCCACGCAGAUGACGCAAAUUCAAAUCGUCAAGCUUACCGCGCUUGAACCAUAACCCAAAUUGGUUGUCAGAAGCUCC